Molecule: messenger RNA, 5499 nt
Organism: Eimeria acervulina
Lineage: Eukaryota; Apicomplexa; Conoidasida; Eucoccidiorida; Eimeriidae
Product: IQ calmodulin-binding motif domain-containing protein, putative
Exons: 24
Coding region: 1-5499 (1832 amino acids)
Cellular component (GO): myosin complex
Molecular function (GO): cytoskeletal motor activity; protein binding; ATP binding
Source: RefSeq, a predicted model, not a curated record
AUGGCCGACCCGAGCAGCCCCUCCAGGCGCUCCGACUCGGCGGCAGCCGACGGGUUGAACAGGGGGCCCAGUACUGCUGCAAAUUUUAGAAAAGAUACUUUAAAAGGCAAGCUGUCCGUAUCCUCCCAAAGUGUCUUGAGGGUUACGAGUAAGAGAGAUGGCGGCGCCCCUGCGAGGAAACCCAGCCGUUCCGCUCCUGAAGCAGCAACGCCUGCCGCAGGAGCUACAUUUUUGCCUGGAAGGUUCGAAGACUUCUCUCCCUCCUCAUCCCACAAAGCUGAUGACCCAGCCACUCUAUUCGUGCUCAGCAAGAAGCAGCCUCCAGGGAAGCUCGAAGGGAACAGGGCUCGGCCUCUCGUGGGCUCGCGGCAGCUCUCGGCAGCUCCUGGUGCUGCUGCUGCUCCUGCCCUCACCGUUGGAUCAACCGCAAGGAAGGAUAUGAUUCCGAAGCGGCAGCAGGGUUGGGGGGGUCCCCGGAGAGAGGGCCCGCGGCAGCGAGUGGGCAGGGAGGGUGGCGACAAAGACCCGGAGGAUGAGUGUCUUCACAGGCUGGAUGUGUACGGCUUGGAAGUUGAGGGGUUCCGAGGUGCUGCUUCUGCAGCAGACACGCUGUUGCUUUCGGGGUCGAAAGUGUUCAUUAGAGGCAAAGAGGUCGCCAAAGGAAAGACACCCGACUUUAGGGGGCUCGUCACCAUGCAAAUUAUCGACCCGUCCCUCCUAGGCAAGCCUCUUUUGCAGCAGGUGCAACCCUUUCAGUUCGGUGGAAGCAGGGGAGGGGCCCGAGGCGCCCACAUAGUGCAGAACGAGCUCCCGCUCUUGAUGCACCUCAGCAGGCACAGUGUCAUACCCGCAGAGGCUCAACUCGGAGAGAAAACAAAGGACCCGGAAGAGGCGAUAGACAGCCUGAUGUAUCUUCCGUCCUGCGACGACGCCGCAAUAAUUGAUUGCUUGCAGCAGCGGUUUAACAGGGGCAAGUACUUCACGUCUUGCGACAAUAUGCUGAUAUUUGUGAACCCUUGGGACUCGCACGAUUCUGCGAGCGACGAGGUAUUCAACCGCAGCAAAGCUGUGCACUACUGGACGUCCCACGUAGCGGAGCUGCCAUCGCAUCCCUACUUGGUGGCUCGCCGGGCCUUCACGAACGCAAGAAAGCAGCACACAAACCAACUCGUGCUCACCUUUGGCGCCUUCGGCUCAGGACAGGACCGUGUGCACCACGAGCUGGUGAAGCUCUUUAUCCGCUUCGCCUUCAUCGUGGAGGACACCUGGACAGAUGAGCAGGCGCUCGCCACUGAAGCGAAGAGAGACGCUGCAGUGUCACUUUUAGAGUCUUUGCACAUUACGAACAAGGGCCAACUAUAUGGUGGGCGGCUAAUGGACCUCUUUCAAGUAGAACUCGACUCCCAAGGAGGUUUCGUGGGAUUCAGCUUUUUGCCGAACUCAUCCUAUGAGCCCAGCCAAGACAUCAUUUCAUGGCAGAUGCGCCAGGCUGUCAGUUCGCUCCCCCUGCCCAACAUCUUUUACCAUCUCAUGUACGGCAUUCACUACAACCCGGGAGACCCACUUCUGAAGAAUGCGGGUCUCCAUCCUGUCGACGUGAAGAUUUUGAUGCAUUACUUUCCUCGCCCCUUUGUUUUGUACGAAGACGUGCACUACGAGAAGUGUCAAGAAAUCCUCGCUGAUCUUUCCACCCUCGGCCUCUCCGACAGACAAAAGGCCGAGUUUCUCUCUCUGCUUAGCGCUAUUCUUGUGGCAGACGUCGUGAGUUUCAAGAUGCAGAACGAACUCCACAAGGAGGAGCUCGAAGCUGAAAAAGAGGAGGAACCCCCUGCCCCCGCGGCGCCGCGGGUGAGGCGUAUAACAAGACAAAGCGGACAGACAGUUGAGCGUACGCUCAUGCUUGCAAGUCUCCUCGGUGUUGACGAGACGGUGAUGCGCGACAUCUACUUGGGGACAGACGCCUGGCAAGUGCGGUAUUUGGCCCUGAAGCUUUUCGUCCGUUUGCGUUGGUGGCUACUGGGAAUCAUCAGUCAAAGUCUGCGGCUGUCCAAGGGGACGGAGGUUCACAACCGAGUGACGCUACUGAAGGCGGCUGGCCUAGACUUUCGACGUGUGAGCCCAGAAUGGGCUUUCAACCAGCUGUUGCACAACUACACGGAAGAAUGUUUACUCCACAUAUUUGCAACUUGGGCGUUUACUCUCGAUCAAGCCACCUAUCUGCUGGAAGACGUGAAGCCUCCUCCGGCAAACUUUACUCUGAACGACGAGAUUCUAGAAGUUUUCACGGGGCCGGAAGGUGUAUGGCAAAUCCUGAAGCACGAACACACAACUAGGGGAGGAGAAGCAGCAGAUGACUUGUCGGACGGAGUGCCGUUGGCUGCUGUUUCCUUUGUGGAUCGGAUCCUCAGGAGCAAAUGCAGCACUGACAAAAUACGAAAAGUGCCAGGGUACAAGCCCCCACAACCUGAAAUGCUUCGCCCAAAGAUGGCCGUGCGGGUUGUGAAGGCCACUGUGAAAGCGGGGAAAGGGGCAAUGGUAGGUGGUGCUGCUCCCGCCAGGAAGUCAGCAGGCUCCCAUCUGGACCCAAUUCUCUGCCGAUUCACGGUGGUGCACACCUCCGGCACGCUUGUCUACGAUGCUACCAAAUUUUGCACAAGCGAUGCAAACGCCUACACUGUCGCUCCCAGACUUCGAACGCUACUGCUGCAGAGCAAGCUGGAGCUCAUGCGCUCUCUUGUCGAACAUGAAAAGGCUCACGACGUCAUUCCCCCCGACUGUCUCCGUAUCAGCGUAACCAAUCGGUUUAUUCAGUACACUAAGGACAGCCUCUCGGCAGGAUCGGAGGCGCCGCAAACCAACUUCAUUGCGUGCGUCAGUGCACUUCGACCAUUCUCGGCUGCAGAUGCGAAUGGGGAGGUAGCGUCCUCGUCAAAACUCAGUUCCUACGUGAAGCGCUGGAGGCAGAACAGCCAAAGCGAACAAAACCAGCGGGCGCAAUAUCAGCAAGAUGCGUACGCUUUGAUGACUAGCGCCUUGUGUCAUGAGCCGCAGCUUCCUCCUCGCCUAAAAGCCCUCUUGGCCAGUGAAGCUAAGCUGGAGCGUAACUGCAGUGGGAUAUCAACUGGGAAGGACUAUGGUGUUCUUCCGCAAGGCUGCAUUCAUAAUUUUGGAAAAGACGUAAGUAUGGAGCUCCCGUGGUUGUCUCGCGCUCCCCAACUGAAUGACAACUCAAGAUACAGUUGGAGAAUUGACUACCUUGAGCGUCUGGUGCCAGCUGUUACCCGCGUGCAGCGCAUUUGGCGAACUGUGAGGGAACGCGCCUUCGUGGCGGAUAUGCAUUGGCUGUGCGUCCGACUGCAGAGCCACGUCCGUCGAGUCCUUUUCACACGGGAGCAAAAAAAAAUUCAGCCUCUCAAGGACAUUUUCUUUGGGGCCGCCGUAACCGCUGGCAUAGCGUAUGCCUUCCGACGGUUAGGCCUUAGUGACGAGGUGAUCCAUUCCAUUGAGAUGAAGUGGAGGGAGCGCCGCAAGUUCCAAGAGCUAAGAGGGCUUACUAUGGCAUUUCUGUCUAUUCAGCGGAAGGGGGCCAAGCUGUACAGCAUGCGCGUCAUGCUGAACUACCGGCCAAUCAUCCGGCGGACGACAGUGAUGAGAGAAAUGAUUUCGGUGCAGCUGAACACUUCAGUUGUUCGUAUUCAAAGCUUCUUUAGGAUGGUCAUUAUAAAGCAGCAAUAUGUACGCCUUAGGAAUGCAGCAAUGCUUUGCCAAGCUGGAGCUCUGAUGAGACUUCGCCGGGGUGACUUUCUCCUGGCAAGGCGCAUGGUUGUGAAAAUCCAGCGCUGGUGGCGUUCCAUGCUUUUACUACGGGGAUUGGAUGUGGAGCUGGCGCUACCUCUUCCCAUUCAAAUACCGAAGAAAGCGGACUCUGUGGUCAAACGGCGAGAGCAUGUUGCUUUCGAGCUGCUUCGACCUCAUUUCCUUCGGGUCCAAGGGGUGUUCAGAGUCGAACGAAUGCGCCAGGAGACCCACUAUGCCUACCCAAUCAGCCUGAAAGCAAACUGCGACUGUCGUGGUAUAUAUCCUCGCACGUGGGCGCAACCACUUCAGGAUCUCUUGGCUCAGUUAGCCAUAGCUACAAGCCAGCAACAGAACGGCUACAUGACUGAGGCCACACAUGUGGCGCCGGUUAUGGAAUCUGUUGAUGCGGGGCUAUUUGCACAGUUUCACGACAUGGCAGUUGGCGGCCACCACAGUUUGGUGCUUCUGGCGGUGAGACGACCGGCUUCCGAAAACUUCGCCACCCGCGUCCGGGCGGUCGUCAAGGGUGGAAGCUGGCAGGAUUUCAACCUAGUGCCGUGUGUGUAUGCAUGGGGUUGGGGGGACAGAGGACAACUUGGGGAGUCUCAGACUCCAAGAGAACAGGGAAUGACUUGCGUUGGCCCCCUGAAAUUUGUGGACCGCGUCUUCAGAGAUACAGUGGACUUGGAAACUGGUCAUCUGGUGCAGCAGCUUGUGAAGGAGGUCGACUAUACGCACAAAAUAUGCUCUGUUGUAGCUGGUCUAGACCAUUCGGUCGCCCUCACUAGCGAAGGUAUGGCUUUCGCUUGGGGAGACAACUCGGAAGGACAGUGUGGUUUGGGCCACAGGCUAAUGUGGGCUCGAUCUCCAACCUUGAUUCCUACUAUACGUAACAAUGGCAUCAGACUGAAGAGUAUCGCGGCGGGACCCCGGCAGACAGGAGCGGUGUGUUCGGACGGGAAGGCGUUGAUGUGGGGUGCUGCCCACUUUGUUCGACUACCCACGCUCAUCCCGGAAUCGCAUUCUUACACUCCGCGAGAGGUACCCGUUGAUUCGUCUGAGGAGGCAAUGCAGAUUUGCUGCUCUUCUGGAUUCAACGUGUUAAGGACAGCUCGCAGCAGUGGCGUUUUUACAUGGGGGUGCAACGACAGUGGUCAACUGGGCCAAGGAGUUGAAGACAAAAAGUCCAGAGACGUUCCAACGUUUGUUCGCCUUCCCACGACGCCGGCUCACCAUCACGUAGUUUCGAAGGUUGCUGUUGGGACAAGGUUUGUCGUAGUGUCUCUUCAGCAAGCAUCGCCUUUUCUGUACACUUGGGGAGCACUGCGUGUAGUAGAAGUCACUCAGAAGGCCUCCGGGAUCCUCGACGGUGUAGAAAGUAAGAAAGCAUCAGCCGCGGCGGAGCAGCGGGCUGCUGCAAACCCAUUUCUGAAGUUUGCCGGCUUCAAAGUACAACAGCCGCAAGGGAGCAAAACGCAAAGCUUACCCGCUAUUACGGCAGACAAAGUGAAGGCGAUUUGCAGACCGACUCGUGUUUCCCACUCUCUGUGGAAGGACGAUGCUGUAGUAGACAUAGGAGUCACGGGCACAGACGUUCUGGCCCUUAAUGAUGGCUAUACGGUCAAUUCACACGACCGGAAACGCAGUCUCGCUGUCUUUCAGCUGGGCGAAGGCAGUGAGGCCGACGAGGCAAAUGCUUGA